AUCUGGUAUUUCUUGGACGGAUUUGAAAGUAUCUUGAUACGGACAGACUCUUUGAAAUUGCUUGAAAAAGUCGUGUUAGCCUUAGAGGCUCUCGGAUCCUUGCUUGCUUUAGACAUCAUUCGCCUUUGCCAUGGAUUCGGAGACUCUAGCACCUCUAAAUUUGUUGAUGAAGGCGAAGUCAAAGGAGUUCGUGUCCCGCCUGUUUCACGAAGCGUUUAGAUAUCGUAACAGCGGGGGAGUAUUUCCAAAGGCUGUCAUUCAAGCUGUAGCAGAAGAGCUGCAAGUAGAGAGCGUGCAUGUGGUCGAGCUAUUGAAAGCGGCCGCAGCACUAGUGCAUUACGUUAUCUUUGAAGAUGUAACGAACGGAAAGGAGAUCAUGGGCCUACUUCCAGGCGAUCUAAAUGAUAAGUUGAAGCAGCUGGCGGCAAAGAUAAUUGUUGAGAACCUUGAAUCCUGGAAAGCGUCCGCUUCUGGACAACAAAUUUCAUUACCUCAACUCCUCGACUUUGACUGGCGAAUCGAUGUCAAGACAUCGGCAAGCAACUUCUCUCGCUUGGCUAUGCCAACUUGUUUGUUGCAACUGCAGGUGCAAGAUCUUCCUUCGCACGUCGACCAGGUACCCAGUGUACGGCAUGUCAACGUUGAAUUUAGCCGCGAGACACUCGACACUAUGCUCGACGGUCUUGGCAAGAUCCGUGACCAGCUAUCAUCAGUUGCCUCGAAGGCAUCCGGAGAAUAAUAAGCGUCUGCAGUCAAAUUAUUUUUGUCACGUGCACACAUCUAGAGUAUCCCUCCGUCCAUUCGAAUUCAGCGGAACGAACAUUUACAAGUUUUAUGAAAAUUCAAAAUUUCUAGUUGCAUUCUGCAUGCAUAGGGAGGACAGUGUGUAAAUACUAGGUAGCGUGUUGAUCAUGCAUCUGUCAUCUCCAGCAUUUUUGAGUGUUGAUUCUUUUCUGGGUUCCUUUACCCGCAACAGAGAGCGUGCGUAUUGAAAACAUUUUUAAUUAUUUUUCUUUUAAUCAACCAUAUAACACACAUACUUCGAAGUAGAGAGGGCCUUGUGCAUGUCGCUAAUUGGUUAAAUCAUUGCCCGCUAUUUGUAUUUUUUUACUCAAUGUAGUGUAACUGUGAUUCAUGUGCUCCAACCUGAUGUUAGCCCUCACUGUACGGGGCUGUUCGCUUACUGUAUCAUUUGAAAAUGAACACGUGGUCCAUGUACCUUGUACACAA
This is a messenger RNA of Sycon ciliatum, 1230 nucleotides long. RefSeq names its product COMM domain-containing protein 9-like. The transcript is spliced from 8 exons. NCBI's taxonomy places the organism in Eukaryota, Metazoa, Porifera, Calcarea, Leucosolenida, Sycettidae. The coding region runs from base 131 to 739 and encodes 202 amino acids. The record is from RefSeq and is a predicted model, not a curated record.